This is a messenger RNA of Symbiodinium sp. CCMP2592, 2712 nucleotides long. The record is from the annotation of a GenBank genome assembly. Lineage: Eukaryota; Dinophyceae; Suessiales; Symbiodiniaceae.
AUGCCCCAUCCGAUGCUUCGCAUCGUGGCUUUGUCUGGCAAUGUCGUCGCCACGCUCGAUGCAGAAGAACUUCAGCGAAUUGCCUCCUCCGCGGAGGAUUUCGUGCAGGCGAUCAAGGACUUCCUGAGACCUCUCCUCAAGGCAACGACCUUCCAACAGCGGCUGCUCUCUGUGCCUGGGGCUUCUGCUGAAACUCUACAGGUCUUGGUGUUACCGCACUGUCAGGACCACGCGGCCCAGCUUUGUGCCGCAGCUGCGCAGGGCGAAGUAAGCGAGGUGCGGCGCCUCCUGGAGCUGCCGCAGGAUCCCAAUGUGGGGCCUUCGGAUGGGCGAUCUCCUCUGCUCCACGCGGCUUCACACGGCCAUCUGGAGGUCCUUCGCUGCCUAGUCGAGGCCAGUGCCAACCUGGACCAGGCAGAUUCCGUCGGAAACACUCCCUUGGUGAGUGCCGCCGCAGAGGGCCACCUGGAUGUGGUGAAGUUCCUUCUUGAAGGGGGGGCAAGCAAAGAAAUGAUGAAUGCUGCAGAUGCUAGCCCGCUCCGGAUUGCAGCUGGGGCAGGCAACGUGGAGGUCGUGCGUUGCUUGGUGGAGACCAGGGCAGACGUGAACCGAUGCGAUGUGGAAGGUGUAACUCCUGUGAUGGCGGCCGCGAUGCGAAACAACACCGAUAUCAUGGGCUGUCUGCUUGCUGCCCGGGCCGACGUGAAUCGAAGUGAUGCAGAGGGUGUGACUCCUCUGCUGGCUGCUGUGGUACGUGACAACCUCGAGGCAGUACACUUUCUGGUGCAGGCGGGUGCAGACAAAGAGACGAUGGACUCUACCAGGCUCACGCCUCUGCUGAUUGCUGUUGCAAAAAGAGAUGCGGCGAUGGUGCAGUGCUUGAUCAACGCAGCGGCAGACGUCGACAGGCCUGAUGGCCAUGGUAUCACUCCUCUGUGGGUUGCAGCAGCACGUGGCGAAGUCGAGAUUGUCGAGUGUCUCAUCCGUGGUGGUGCGGACAAGGACAAGAAGGACGCACCGGAAGGAGUAACUCCCUUAUGGGCAGCCGCUGCACGUGGUAACAUCGAGGUGGUUCGGUGCCUGGUGGAAGCAGGAGCGGCAAAGGAGGAGGCAGAUUGUCAUGGCGGUACGCCUCUCUGUGCUGCUGCAGCCGAAGGCCAUGUCCCUGUCAUCGAGUAUUUGAUUGCUGCUGGCGCGACCGUGAAUGAUCAGAGAAACGGAAGCCGCUUCACUCCUUUACUGAAUGCCUGCGCGCGUGGAAGCACUGACGCCGUCCGCUGCCUUCUUCGAUCGAAGGCAGACAAAGAGUUGGCGGAUGCCGCUGGAGUGACCCCUCUCUGGGCAGCUGCUGCUCGCGGCCAUGCGCCUAUCGUUCAGUGCCUCAUCGUUGCUGGGGUUCCUCUUGAGAUGGCUCCAUGCCUCGAAGCAGCCACGCGAGGACACUCCGAAGUUGUACAGCUUUUCAGAGAUGCCGGACUGCAGUGCGGGCAGUGCGUGACCUCGUCGUCUGAUCUGGACGCCCCGGAGGGCGAAGAACGCAGAAGCGAGAGCCAAGAUGGUCCAGAGCAGCCUUGCAAGCGCCGCAGACAAGCGCGCAAGACGCGCUGGGACGACGGUGACGCGGUGGCGCCGGUAGCAACACCACCGGCUCAAGCCUCUGCUGCCGAGCAGCUGCAGCUUGUCCUCGCGAAUGCCCUGGCUCCAAGCUGUCCAAGCAUGCCGGUGCCCAUCGAUAUGGGCACCGUGCCUACAAUGCCGAACAUGACGCCAAGUUCGAACCCAAACUUCGGGAUCAAUGCCCAAAGUGCCCAAUCGAGAGCCCGUGCUCCGUACAUGUGGCCACGCCAUGUGGAUGACUGGCGCUGGAGCAAGGGAUACGAGGCCACCUACUGCUUUGAAGAGGUGGGCCUUCCGCCUCAGAUUCGCCUUGUCCAGAUGGCAGCCUCGAGCCCGCUGAGACGUCGUGCACGGCGAGGGUUGCAUGGCCUCGCCACCUUGGCCGCAGUCGCAGUUGUCCUGGGGCCCUCACAAUCACAGAGCUUUGUGCCAGCUCCAGGGACCUCCCGCGGAUCUUCGCACAGCGCUGCCGGCAUCGCAGCCGCCUCUCUUUUGAUGCCAAGCGAAGCAUGGGCCAAAGGCGGCCAGUGGGGUCCUUUGGAAGGAAAAGCUUCAAGCCUCGUUCACCCGAUCAUCAUGGCCUCGUUGUUCUUUGUGACGCUGUACGCUGGCUUCCUCGGUUGGCAGUGGCGGCAAACUCGUGAGAUGGGUGUCGAGCUGAGCGGCUUGCGAAAGAAGCUCCCCAAGGAGGCACCAGAGGAAGAAUCUCCUGCUGUCACAGCCUUGAAGGAGCAGAUCAGCAAGUUGGACGCAGAGCGCAAGGAGAUGGUCCAGGCAGGCUACAAAGACAAGCACUACACUGUAAGCUCCAUUCUCCUUGGUGGUGGCGUCUUCUUCACGACCUACGGGGUCUUCAACACAUGGUUCCGUGCAGAGAAACUCUUCCCAGGACCCCACUUGUUCGCAGGGGCGGCAAUCGUUGUUCUCUGGGCGCUGGCGGCAGCCCUGGUGCCUUACAUGGAGAAAGGCAACGACGGUGCUCGCAAUGCCCACAUCGCACUCAAUGGCAUCAAUGUGCUGUUGUUUGCAUGGCAGCUGCCAACCGGCUUUGAAAUUGCACAAAAGGUGUGGGGACUUGCCAUCCCCUGGGUUUGA